Daphnia pulicaria is the source of this 2540-nucleotide messenger RNA. It is a transcript of the gene Hsp83, whose product is annotated as heat shock protein 83. Lineage: Eukaryota; Metazoa; Arthropoda; Branchiopoda; Diplostraca; Daphniidae. Gene Ontology annotation, biological process: cellular response to heat; protein folding; protein stabilization. The record is from RefSeq and is a predicted model, not a curated record. Gene Ontology annotation, molecular function: ATP binding; ATP-dependent protein folding chaperone; disordered domain specific binding. Gene Ontology annotation, cellular component: plasma membrane; protein-containing complex; perinuclear region of cytoplasm. The transcript is spliced from 5 exons. The coding region runs from base 156 to 2312 and encodes 718 amino acids.
CCUCUUUGAUAUAAGGCCUCCCUCGUGUUCGACUCUUCACAGUCUUCAACCGGCGAUUGAGCGAAAAACAUCGCAUCUCCACACGGGAAAAACUCUCCACGAGACCAUUCUUGCAAACAAUCUUGUGCUCUUGUUUAAUUAUCUUCUAAAGCAAAAUGCCUGAAGAAGUUCAAAUGGAAGCCGAAGCCGAGACUUUCGCAUUCCAGGCCGAGAUUGCUCAGCUUAUGAGCUUGAUCAUCAACACCUUCUACUCAAACAAAGAAAUCUUCUUGCGUGAGUUGAUCUCCAACUCCUCAGAUGCCCUAGACAAGAUCCGUUAUGAAUCCCUGACUGACCCUAGCAAGUUGGACAGCGGCAAGGAUCUUGAAAUCAAGAUUGUCCCCAACAAGAAUGACCGUACCCUCACUCUCAGUGAUACUGGUAUCGGCAUGACCAAGGCUGAUUUGGUUAACAACUUGGGUACCAUUGCCAAGUCUGGAACCAAAGCUUUCAUGGAAGCCCUCUCUGCCGGAGCUGACAUCUCCAUGAUUGGCCAGUUUGGUGUGGGUUUCUACUCUGCAUACCUGGUUGCCGACAAGGUGACAGUUCACUCCAAGCACAAUGAUGAUGAGCAGUACGUUUGGGAAUCGUCAGCUGGUGGUUCUUUCACCAUCAAGCCUGAUCACGGAGAACCCAUGGGUAGAGGAACCAAGAUUGUCCUCCACUUGAAGGAAGAUCAAAUGGAUUACCUAGAGGAGAAGAAAGUCAAGGAGGUUGUCAAGAAGCACUCUCAGUUCAUUGGCUACCCAAUCAAGCUUUUGGUCGAGAAGGAGCGCGACAAGGAAGUGAGCGACGAUGAGGCUGAGGAGGAAGAGAAGAAGGAUGAGAACGAGGAGAAACCAAAGGUUGAAGAUGUUGGUGAGGAUGAAGAAGCCGACAAGGAAACAGACAAGAAGAAGAAGAAGACCAUCAAGGAGAAGUACUCUGUCGAUGAGGAGCUCAACAAAACCAAGCCCAUCUGGACUCGCAAUCCCGAUGACAUCAGCCAGGAAGAAUACGGAGAGUUCUACAAGUCAUUGACCAAUGACUGGGAGGAUCAUCUUGCUGUCAAGCAUUUCUCCAUUGAAGGCCAGCUCGAGUUCCGCGCUCUCCUUUUCGUCCCACGCCGUGCACCUUUCGAUCUGUUUGAGAACCGCAAACAGAAGAACCACAUCAAGUUGUACGUUCGCCGUGUCUUCAUCAUGGACAACUGCGAGGAGCUCAUCCCCGAGUACCUCAACUUCAUGAAGGGAGUCGUCGACUCUGAGGAUCUCCCCCUCAACAUUUCUCGUGAAAUGCUCCAGCAAAACAAGAUCUUGAAGGUCAUUCGCAAGAAUUUGGUCAAGAAAUGCAUGGAACUUUUCGAGGAGUUGGCCGAGGACAAGGAGAACUUCAAGAAAUUCUACGAACAAUUCAGCAAGAACUUGAAGUUGGGAGUUCAUGAAGAUUCCACCAACCGUAAGAAGAUCGCUGACCUCAUCCGUUACCACACUUCCGCCUCUGGAGAGGACCAGGUUUCCUUCAAGGAAUACGUUUCCCGCAUGAAAGAGAACCAGAAGCACAUCUACUACAUCACUGGCGAGAACAGAGAUCAAGUCAGCAACUCUUCCUUCGUCGAGCUUGUCAAGAAGCGCGGAUUGGAGGUCAUCUUCAUGACAGAGCCCAUUGAUGAAUACGUCGUCCAGCAGCUCAAGGAAUACGAUGGCAAGCAGCUCGUCUCCGUCACCAAGGAGGGUCUGGAACUCCCCGAAGAUGAUGAAGAAACCAAGAAACGUGAGAGCGACAAGGCCAAAUUCGAAGGUCUCUGCAAAAUCAUGAAGGACAUCUUGGACAAGAAGGUCGAGAAGGUCGUCAUUUCCAAUCGUUUGGUCGAGUCUCCCUGCUGUAUCGUCACCUCCCAGUACGGCUGGACAGCCAACAUGGAGCGUAUCAUGAAGGCCCAGGCUCUGAGGGAUACCUCCACCAUGGGUUACAUGGCCGCCAAGAAGCACCUGGAAAUCAACCCCGAUCAUCCCAUCAUCGAAGCCCUCCGCGUCAAAGCAGAGGCUGACAAGAACGACAAAGCCGUCAAGGAUUUGGUCAUGUUGCUGUUUGAAACCUCUCUGCUGUCAUCUGGUUUCUCCCUGGAAGAGCCAGCCGUCCACGCUUCUCGCAUCUACCGCAUGAUCAAAUUGGGUUUGGGCAUUGAUGAAGAUGAUGUCCCUGCCGGUGGUGAAGAAGCUAAAGCCGAAGAAGAGAUGCCGCCAUUGGAGAAUGACGAAGAAGAUGCUUCUCGCAUGGAAGAAGUCGAUUAAACGUGUCAAUUCCUGUUAUCAAAAAACACAACUCAGUUUCUCUCAAUUGUAUUUGUUCUUAAUUAAGCGUUUUUGCGAACUGGAAUGAGGGCAUUCAUUAUGUAAAACUAGUCUUAUUGUCUUCAAAUCAUGGCUUCACCUCAUUACGUUGCUCCCUCAUUCCUGGUAUUGUAUAACUACGUGCUAAGUGUUGGAAUUCAAUACAACCAAUCGCGGUUUGCUAUAUAA